UGUUGGUAUACCAUGUGGUUUCAUUCUGUAAACAAAUCCUGCUGGAUUACGCCGGAAAAUAGUAUCGUCUAGGGCGAAUAAAUAAGCAAUUACGAAGCGAGAAAAAAUGAAACCUAGUUUUGAGCCUACGUCCAGCAAACAAAAACCAGGCGCAGCACAAAAUGUUACUACACCGAAUUCUGGCGAUAAUGAAGCGAAAAUUAAAUCGAUGAGAGGAAAACCAAAAUCGGGUAGAAUAUGGAAAUCUCAGAAAGAGCGAUUUGCUACGAUAAAGAAGAGUAUUCGUGGCAAAAAAACUUCGCAACAAAUCGCAUACAGAAAUGAAAUUAAACACAUCAAAGAAUUGUCCCAAUCAAUUAAGGAAUCAAGACGACGGGAGAACGAAGAGAAACGUCUACGACGUGAGGAUAACAAACGAAGAAGACUGGAAAAUGAACAAAAAUCGGAAAUCGUACAAAUCAUCACAAAUUCUGCUAAGCUUAAAAGAAUGCGAAAAAAACAAUUGCGCAUGAUUGAAAAGCGUGACUUGAGCAAAUUGAACAUAGUGUAAGCGGAUCGAAUAACAAAAAAAUGUUG
Anopheles moucheti is the source of this 576-nucleotide messenger RNA. RefSeq names its product coiled-coil domain-containing protein 86. The coding region runs from base 107 to 550 and encodes 147 amino acids. The transcript has 2 exons. Gene Ontology annotation, cellular component: nucleolus. The record is from RefSeq and is a predicted model, not a curated record. NCBI's taxonomy places the organism in Eukaryota, Metazoa, Arthropoda, Insecta, Diptera, Culicidae.